CGCGGGGAGGAUGGCCGCCGGGGCCAUCACCACCCUGCCCGACGCCGCCUCCGCCGCCGCCGCCGCCGCCUCCGGGCCCUUCGCCCCGGGCAGCUUCAAGGAGCCCAAGCGCCUCUACUGCAAGAACGGGGGCUUCUUCCUGCGCAUCCAACCCGACGGCAGAGUCGACGGCGUCCGGGAGAAGAGCGACCCGCACAUCAAACUACAACUUCAGGCAGAGGAGAGAGGAGUGGUGUCUAUCAAGGGCGUGGGUGCGAACCGCUAUCUCGCUAUGAAUGAAGACGGCAGGUUGUCGGCUUUGAAAUGGGCAACUGAAGAAUGUUUCUUUUUUGAACGCUUGGAAUCCAACAACUACAACACAUACCAGUCACGGAAACAUUCCAAUUGGUACGUGGCACUGAAACGAACUGGACAGUGUAAGCUCGGCCCCCAAACGAGACCAGGACAGAAAGCCAUCCUUUUCCUCCCGAUGUCCGCCAAGAGCUGAUUGACUGUACCUGCAUCACCUAACUCUGACACCACAUCCAUGGGAAGUAGCUUACAGUGGAAACACGAGCAAAUUUUUUUUGUCAAAUUUGGACAAUACUCAACAAAAUAGUUACAAAUAACCUUUAGGAAUGAACCAACCGUAAUUACACCAUUAGGCAAAUAUGAAAGAUAAAGUAUUUGGGAAAAACUACUUAGAAAUUUAUAACUAAUCACCACAUCUACUUUCUACUUGGCGAAUCCUACUUAGUUAUGAUUUGUGCUUUAGGUUUUGCUUUUUCUUAAUGGACUCUAAAGGAUGUGCUUUUUACAGAAAUAUUUACCCUUAGAGAAAUAAUAUAAUUAUAAUUAUAAUAUAUCCAUAGAUCUUAGCAAAAGAAGUAAAUGUUUAAUCAUCACCGAAACAAAAAUCCUUUAAAAAGGCACACGUUAGUUCUAGAUGUAAAGCUUUUAAAUUAUUAAUACACAAAUGUGAAUUAUUACAGUCCUGCUCUACGUUCCCCUCCCAGCCCAUUCCCUGUUGCUAUUUCUAGAAUCAGCCAGUGUAAACUGCUGGGCCUCCUCUCAAUCAUCAGAUCCUUCUGUCUCCAUAAGGCACAGGUCUAAACUGUUCAGCUAGCAAAUCUGCACUUUGUCCCUGGUUCUGUUUACCAGGACACUGAGAUUCCUCUGCCCAUGGGUGUGUUGAUAAAAUUCUAUUUUGAAGAAGGAAGGCCACAAGACAGAGGCUAGACUCAUCAGGACUUCUCAGAAGCUCCCAUCUCAGAUUCAGAAGGGACUUGACUCUAACUUGAUUCCAGUCUCUGCAGAAACCUCCCCAACUGCCGUACUUCCAGGGGGAACUGAAAAAUGUAGGGUAGAAUACCUUAAUGGGGAACGUGUGUUUCAGUCCUCAUCUCAGUUUUUCCACUGAGGAGGCCUCUGUUAUGUGCAGUGGUGAAAAUCACCUUGAAGGCACAAAGCUUUAAAAUGCUUGGCGGGAGCAGGCUUGGUUCUUGCACUUUGAAGAACGACAGACUGUUGGAUUGUCUUCAGUUCCCCCGGAAAAUGACUGACACUACAAAAUGAUUUUCUUCAUAUGGCAUGAAUGUAACAGCGCCUUCCUGAAAUGGCUAUUCUUGGAAAGAUUUUAACCUAAACAAGACACACAGCUUUAUAUGUUUCUCUCCCCCGAGUCAAGACAGUAUGAAACAACUUCAGCAAUUUCCCAUAUCACUUCUUGUCUAACAUCUAUCAAUCAGUCCAUGGAGGACUUGCAUGUAAAUGUCCACACUGACGUAACCCUCUCCGGGUCAGAUCCUGAAGUAUGGAAGCGUGGGACGGCUGCAAAUCAAUCCAAUUGAAGAAUGUUUUCCAACAUCUCUGGAUAAUCUGGAUAAAUACAACUCAAGACUGUAAACUCGUUGUGGGCAAGGGAACGUAUCUACUGACUCUGUUGUAUUGUAGACUCCAGUGCUCUGCAAACAGUAAGCAGUCAAAAAAUACCCCUGAUUGACUGAUUGAUAUAACAAUCACAUCAGAUUCAGUCCCUGGCCAAUACGGGGCUCACAUCUAAGAGGUAAGGAGAGCAGAUAUCUUAUCCCCAUUUUGCAGAGAGGCCAAGUAUUAUGCCCGAGGUCACAGAGCUGGGCGGGAAUCUGGGGUUCCCAUCCAUAAUGCUCUUUCCACCAGGCCACACUGCUGUACUAUUACUACACAAUACUUUAAGCAGAACUGAAGGCAUUAAAAGAGGUUUCUAUUCCUCUUUAAGUUAGGAAAGUUAUUUGGUUAAACAAGAUUUGUUCCCAACUUUUUGAAAACUCUUUGCUUUUCAUUAUAGCAGAAUUCUCAGUGUUCGCCUACAAGGACGCUUGCUAAAUUUCAACCAAAAUCUCCACAGAAGUGCUCUAUAUGGUCUAGACUAUUGGGAGCAGCUGCUACCUUUUCAUGAAAUAUUUUUAAAUGGCCCGAGGCCUAGUCGGGAGCACUUUUUACAUUUUGUCAUUGCUAGGCCACAGACCAGAACAGAUCCAGUCUUGGCUUCUGGAAAACCCAGGUUUGGGGAAAGUUAUUCUCCACUUGAGUUAACUGUCCUGCUGCUGUUCAGAGUGCAGAGCCGUCCCCAGCCCAUUACCAACGUCAAUCAGGACACAAAACUGGGUGAAUAAGAGAAAAGAAAUGCAUAUUCUUUCUUUUUCCCUCUACUCUGAUACUGGGGACCAGUGGACUUCAAAGAGAUUAUUAAUAUGUCACCAAGAACAGUCAGCCCUAAACCAAAGAGAGGAAACCUGGCUAACCUGAGCUUUUUUUUUUGACAGUAUAUUUGUUUUAUUGUUCCCUUAUUGCAGAUUAUUUUAAUGUACUGUAAAUUCACUGGCAAUACCAUUUGAAAUUGUGAGUUUGGAGAGCAAAUGGAAAAUCACACUCCCUUUUUAUGAUUAUUUUUUGCCUCUCCUUAGAUUUAUUUCAAUACGAUUUUUGGAGAAUCUAAAAAAUAAGAUGUUGUUGCGGUUACGGUAAAUUAUAUAUAACAAUGGUGGGAGAAACACUGCAGAAUGAAAGCAUCCCCUCUUAUUUCCCAUGGACCUGUGUGCAUUGAUGUUUGGUGACCCCCAUCACUGCUACCUUGUCUCUGGUAGACCUGAGACUUCAUUCAGUGUGUCUGAAAGGGGCACUUUCCCAACAUUAGUAGUUUUCUCCUUCAGGAGAGGGCAACAAAGACACUUUAGAGAAGCUCUCAGCUUCCUUGCGAACUUUCAGGGAAUUUAUUCCCAAGGAUUUGGCUUUUCCUUCUCUUCUACAGGCACCACCCCACCAUGUAAAUAUAAGUACCAUAUGCUUAUGACACUGCUAUGCAUGUUUAUAAACUGUACAACAAAUUUCAAGAACACAAUAAUCUUUCUGCUGCAAUGUCUUUUUCCAAGUUCUGACUGGUUCACAGUAGGAAAGAAGAGGAAAACUUGGGACAAAGUAUUCUAAAAGCCAACUAAGUUUCUCAUUUUCCUGCGUCGGAUUCUAAAUCAGUCUUUAUUCCUGGGUUUGAGACAGAAGUUGCAUCGGGCACAGUAAGCAAUAUUCAUAUGGAUCCAUGAAUGGCUUUUGAUAGUGCUUACUGUGAACUCUCACUGGCCUCUCUGGGACAUUUGGUAGAUAACUUCAGAGAUAUUUACAAUACAACUUUGUUAGACUAAACUCCCUCAAGUGCUUGGUACAGUGCUCUGCACACAGUAAGUGCUCAAUAAAUACCAUUUAUUGAUUGAUUCAUUGAAUAAGCACUCCAAAAAAAAUCAUUGGAUAGUUUAGAAAAGAAUUUAAUUUGCCUCUCAGAUACAGGAUCCAGAAUGCUGUUUUCAGGGUUGCGGAGGCCCGUUUUGGCAUUCCUCUUGCUGAAUGGGACAAAAUGCUAGGAGCGGUAGAAAAAGGAUCACUAACUAAGGAUCAAGCUUGCCAAAAAUGAAGUUUGUAUAUGCUAAAAGUAAAAUCUGAAGUAAAACUAAGCUCAGUUCUCCUGUAUAGCUUUACAAGAAGAUGCUUCUGUAGGUGAGGUAGAUAUUAGGGUCCUGUUUGGGAGAUGGUUGAAAUCCACAGAAAGAUCAGUCUGUUUGAUAUGAACUCAGUUCAUUUCCCUGCAAACUUAGUGAUCAAAUGUCAGUGUAGUACAGAAGACUACAUCCACCUCAGCUCAUCGCCUAGCAAUGUUUGUCAUUUCUUUUUAACAUCUUACUUCGGGGGAUUUCAGUCUGCCAAGUUGCAGGAUAUUCUAAGCAGCAGAAAAACCAAGGAGAUGCAUUCCAAAAGAUCAGUAUGAUAAACCGAAAUGUCACAUACACAGUGUCCUUUCCCUCUUCAUUCGGACCCACUCCAUAAUUGGAAGUUAGCUGGCAGGUCCUUAGAAAUGUUCCAAUCUGGGCCCCCAUUUGUGACCUGGCUAGGGAAAGUCUGAAUUCCUUCAGUUGAUUGUGGCCCGUAUCAGGAUACGAAUCAGCAAGCUUAGGUGCCAAGUCCAAGGGGGAGGCAGCCCCCACCACUCUCUGGGCAGGACUUCCCUUCUUGUUCAUUCCUGAUCCUAAUGAGACCUGCCAGUUUCCACUAAGGGGGGGGAGGGGGAGGCUGAAAAAGCCAGCCUGUUGGCCUUCUGAAGCCUGUGCCCUCCCCCUCAGUCCCCUCACCAAUCCUACCCUCGCUAAGCUCCUCUCUUCACAAUGAGAAGGUGGCACAUCUAAAAAUCUCAUGAGUAUUUUCUUUGGGGCAUUUGGAGAGGCCUCCCGGGGCUGCCUCUCCACUUGCCUCCCAGAGUUAAAAACCAGAACUCCUUAUUUCCCCUCCCCACCAAGGGAAUGGGGCCGGGGGCGGCAGGGGGGUAAUGUUCCUGGGCACUUUCCCUGGGGGGGGGGGGGGCGGGGGAGGCUACAAGCAGAUUCCCUCACAGCCUUUCAGGAGGAAGGGUUUUCUUUCGAUAGAAACUGUGUGGGGGUUUUAGUUGAUGGGGUUCAAAAACUGCUUUGACUGAAACAAAGGAGGGAAACAGCUCCUGAAUGUCUGGAAUUAUUUUUUUCCCCAUGUUUGCUGCUAGGUGACUAGUUAAAGAAAUAGGGAAUUCUUAAAGAAGCUGCUACAAACAAGAUAUAUUCUGAAUAAUCUUAUAUUUAACCAUCAAUGUAUUCUACUUUGAAGUGUCACCUUAAAAUUCACCCUUGUAGCAUCAAUUUAAUCAGCAAACUGAUAUUAUGGAUGUAUUACAGUUGUAUUCUUAAAAUGAUUUAUGUAAAGUAUAAUUGCUUUUCAAGCUCGAGUGAAUAAAUAGAUUUAUAAUUUUAA
This is a messenger RNA of Ornithorhynchus anatinus (platypus), 5283 nucleotides long. RefSeq names its product fibroblast growth factor 2 (gene FGF2). Lineage: Eukaryota; Metazoa; Chordata; Mammalia; Monotremata; Ornithorhynchidae. Gene Ontology annotation, molecular function: growth factor activity; fibroblast growth factor receptor binding. The transcript has 3 exons. Gene Ontology annotation, biological process: positive regulation of gene expression; fibroblast growth factor receptor signaling pathway; animal organ morphogenesis. The record is from RefSeq and is a predicted model, not a curated record. The coding region runs from base 11 to 487 and encodes 158 amino acids. Gene Ontology annotation, cellular component: cytoplasm.